UAGCAAUAUGUCAGAAAAAAAACAUCAACAUCUGGAACAAAUCAAAAAGACUCGUCAGAUGAACCCUUCUGAUAUCCGGUGCAUUAUUAGGAGCAGUUCUUGUAUUCGGCGAUAAUCUGGUGACAGCAGCGAUACGUCUUUAUAUGAAUCCUGUGGUUUUAUAGUGACCCGUAGCGUGUUAUUCCAGCCAAAUGGCCCGUGACUGAGCGAGUCAACCCAAACCUGAAAGUUUAUGUGGUGUGACCCGAGGGCCGAACACUAGUAAGUAUACACUCCGAAUACUUCAGAAUACACACUACUUAGAGGAAACGUCGGACACGAUGUAGGAUAAGCAAGCGGCACGCGAAGGUAACGGCGCCUCUCUCUGUAGCUGGCCAUGUCGGUGUCUCAGGUGUCUCCUGGACUGUUCCUCAGCGGUCUGGACUCAGCUCUGAGCCUCGGCGUCCUCUCCAGCAGGAACAUCACGCUCAUCAUCAACGCCAGCGGGCUGGAGGACGUGGCCUACCCUCAGCUAGACGGCCUGCACGUCCUCCAUGUCCCCGUCCAGGACCAACCUCACGCCCCCCUGAGACACUACUUUGACUCAGUGGCUGAACAGAUCAGUCAGAACCAAACAGGGGGGACCCUGGUCCACUGCACUGCAGGCAGGAGCCGAUCCCCCGCCCUGGUCAUGGCCUACCUGAUGAGGUCUGAAGGCCUCAGCCUGCGGCAGGCCCACGAGCUGGUUCUGGAACGGCGGCCGUUCAUCCGACCCAACGCCGGGUUCUGGAGGCAGCUGAUGGAGGACGAGCGGCGGCUGUUAGGCAGGAACAGCGUGAGGAUGGCGAGGACGUCCAGCGGCGUCCUGCCCGAAGCUCUGGAUGAGUCGGAGGACACAAACCCGGCCGCGGCGUAUUGCGUCAACGUUUGAUGGUCUGAACAGAGACGCGGAUGGACUUCUUACAAAACUACAGACACAUCUGGACCCGACAGUUUGUCUUCUGGCUUUUAUUGGACGGAGGAAAACUUUAGAGCACCAAUCAGCAGCCAGCAACACUUCACUUCUUCUUUUUGUCAUUAAACCUCCUGUUCAGACUCUCUCA
Messenger RNA from Micropterus dolomieu (smallmouth bass), 1082 nucleotides. Its product is annotated as dual specificity protein phosphatase 14. Gene Ontology annotation, cellular component: cytoplasm. Gene Ontology annotation, biological process: protein dephosphorylation. NCBI's taxonomy places the organism in Eukaryota, Metazoa, Chordata, Actinopteri, Centrarchiformes, Centrarchidae. The record is from RefSeq and is a predicted model, not a curated record. The transcript is spliced from 3 exons. The coding region runs from base 377 to 910 and encodes 177 amino acids. Gene Ontology annotation, molecular function: MAP kinase tyrosine/serine/threonine phosphatase activity.